ACGACGACGACGACGACGGCCAUCGUGCAUCGGUGCUCGCUCGCUUCCUUUCCCGGUGUUUGCGGGACGGAUCAGUGAUACAUAGAUCUCGCUCACGGCGUCUCUCCAGUACGUUAGACAAAAGGCGCGUCCUUCGCGAGUGUACUCUCCGCGGAUUCCCGCCAUACGGCUUUCCGAUCGUUUCAUCGAAUCGAAGCGCCCGAUCAAGUGUCGCUUCCGCCGUUCGUCCUCUCGCGGCUCAUGUGCCCGCGAGCCGCGGUGACGGAGCGCGCGCGAGACGAGAGGCAAUUGACGUUAUCGUCGUCGUUAUUUCGAGCGGCGAUUAUUUCUCAGACGAGCAGUGCGGCGGAGGCUCGUAUUUUGCACGGUCGGAAUCUAUCCUCGCUUCGCGUGGCAGAGUGAUCCGAGCGGAAGAAGCGAGAGAAUAGAGAGAGAAAGAGAGAGAGAGAGAGAGAGAGCGCGACGAUACGCGCGUUGUGUGGCGGAGGAAUAUACGGCGAGAGUCGUGGUAUUGUGGUUGAACGAGAAGAGGAGGAAAUAGAGCGAGGUGUGUACUCUGGGCCGACGAUACGUAAGAGCGCAAAAGAUACAUUUCUCGCGGUUAAAUAAACGAUAUAGAGCGCCCCCGGGUUAUAUUACACAUACCGAGAGAUCAAACGGUGGAUGUGAAGUGAUAAAGCUAUGGAACGACGCAGAGUGGACGACGACGAUCGCGGUCUCCGUCAUCAGCGUGCGAGCAGCGGCGGUUCGUUCGGGGGCAAGAUGAUGGGCAAGCGAACGCAGUGUUACCUGUGCGAUUUGCCCAGGAUGCCCUGGGCCAUGAUAAUGGACUUUUCGGAACCGGUGUGCCGCGGCUGCGUCAACUACGAGGGCGCCGACCGCAUCGACCUCGUGCUCGAGUCGGCCAAGCAGCUGAAGAAGGCGUACGGUUUCCAGGACGCCAGACCGUCCGCCUCAAAGACCUAUCGUACCGCAGCCGGUCACACAGAGCACAACGGCGGUACCAAUCUCGACGUUCUACCGAUUCAGAAUACCGGACAGACACACUCGCGUCACCACAACAUCGCCGGUUACUCGCAGCUGCACCAUCGCAACUCCAUCACCGAGUUCAACUCUGGCACGGCCGCGGCCGCGGCUGCCCAACAGCAGCAGCAACAGCAGCAGAUCAGCCGUCAACACGGCGGCGAGGAGCCUGGCCAUGAGAUGGCCAACGGCAUGAGGAGCAACAAUGUGCGUUUGCCCAACGCCCAUCUGGCCGCGGUGGCGCAUCACGUGAACCUCAGCCACAAUCGCGGCAUCACCCAGCUCAAGCGCGGCAUCUCGGCCAUCGACGAGGACGAGCAUACCGAGAAGAGGCUGUCAUUGGAGGAACAGCACCCGGUCAGGCCGCCAUUGACCCGCGGCGACUCCAUGCCGGCCGUAAGCCUCGCCGUCAGCUACAUCCCGGACAGAAACAAGGAGAAGCAUCCGGUGAGAGCGCCCAGUUUCGAGACGGCCACCACCUUCAAGGCCAACGGUGAGUUUCCCUGCUUCUGGGACACGCUCGCGCUCACUCGCGCAAUACAUGAUGGGGCAUAUGUUGGACCGUCCAUACCGUUGGCACCUGCCAACGUCGCGGCCAAUGGUGGAGGAUCGCCUCUUCGUCCGAGAACGAGUCCUCCACCACCGCCACCGCCGACGCAGGAAAGUGCCAACGAUAAUUCACAAUCGAAUCAUCAUCAGACCGCGGCGAACGGACCGUCACCGAUGGCCGCUCUAAUGUCAGUCGCUGAUAAUCUGACAUCACCGGAGCCCGUGCCACAGCCACCGAACAAUCCCAGCCCCACCAACAGAAGUCCACCGACGACAGCCGCGACCGCUCAGCAACGCAGUGCUUCUAGAGGCUCUCAGCACAGCCCGAAUAGUACAGACAGUUAUGGCUCCACAGGCAGACGGUCCAGUAGUUCAAGGCAAGUGUCCUCGACAACUGUGACGACAUCUUCCGAGGGUGCGGUUGCUCAAGCUGCCGGAGCUGAACCGGUCUCGGCACCGACUCUGAAAUGUACGCUAUGUCAGGAGCGUCUGGAGGACACGCAUUUUGUUCAAUGUCCCAGCGUGCCGCACCACAAAUUUUGCUUCCCGUGUAGUCGGGACAGCAUAAAGAGACAGGGUGCUGGUUCAGAGGUUUAUUGUCCGAGUGGUGAGAAAUGCCCGCUGGCGAACAGCCAAGUACCGUGGGCCUUCAUGCAGGGCGAGAUAGCCACCAUCUUGGGCGAGGACACCGCGGGUACCGGACUCAAGGUUAAGAAAGAGAGAGAAACUUAAAGAUCCUCUUUCAAUGUCUAUUCAGGGCUCAAAUUUUCUGUCCCUCUGUAUUCAGAGGGGCUGUUAUGGUUGGAACCAUGAAGGGUUUCGCUAAACGCUUUUGGUAACGGUGAUAAAUAGUCGUUGGCGAUAAGCAGAGGAAGCCAACGAACGACUCGAGCCAAAGACGUUGUCUGGUGCAGAUUCUCAUGAAGUUGUUAAUGUCAUCCAUAAGAGAUGGGUGGGAGGGAAGGGAGGGGGGAAAGUGGACGAUUCGGUUUUGUUUGAAGUCAGCUAACGAUGCGUUUUGAUGAUGUGAUCGAUACCGUACGGUAUUUAUCGAUUGGUUUUGAGAAGAAGUCUUUGGCAAAUUGUAUGCUGGCGAUCGGUUGUUCUGCUGCUCAUGUACAUACGGAUUUCGUAGAGAGCGGUUAAUUAACGAUGGAAGCAGCGCAUUAUUUUUCGUGGAUUUUCAAUGAGAAAAGCAGCACACGUGGUUGAAAUCGCGACGGUGGUGACAACGAUGAUGAUGAUUUGUUGCCCGGUUUGGGUUUGUACUUAUAGGCUCGAUAUGCCUUUCUUCAUUGUCUCUUGUAAUCGCGGACGUAAUCGCUCGCGUUUUUUCACACAAUACACGUACACUUACAUGCAUACAUAUGUACGCAUAUGUAUGUGCGUACACACACACACACACACACAUAAUACACGCACACACUUCGAGAUAAAAUCGUCGACUUGGUAUCGCGUAACGCGGUCCGCAUUGUAUUUUAUUUUUUUUCGCGCGUGUCCGUUUAGGAUGGUCGUGAUUUUAAUUAAUGACUAACGCGAAAGAUAGCAUCGCCUUCACGGCGAUCGCCGUCCUUUUUCUAUUUUUUGUUUGUAUACUCUUUCUACCCUAUACUUCGCUCGUUGUAUUAUAUAAAACAUAUGGCGAAUAUUCUCGGACCCAGCGCACGGGUUUUCUGUACAUUGUGUAUAUGUGUACAUACCUACAUUAUAUUAAUAAAGCGUAUAACUAAAAAAAAAUUUUUAACGAUUUUUAAGUGUACAAAAGUCUAUGUAUUCGUUUUUGCGUUCUGUGUCUUUUUAAAUUAUUAUUAUCCUGUUCUCUUUCGCGUCUCUUGUCACUUUUCUUUUCUUUGUUCUCGCGAAUAAAGUUGUACGCUGUCAUUUCUCCGAAAGACUUUUUUUGUGUAGAGACACGCGUUUUCCUUCUCUAUUUUCGGUUUCUUGCUCGCGAGAGCAUACGACGUUGCGUUUUAUUCGCGUUCUUUGUAAUCGCGCUCGUCCGGUCUUUCGGGGGGGAAAGAAAAAGAAAAAAAAGUAGAGAAGUCACGCGAGACACGUGAGCACGUCGCUAUCCAGUCACUCAUAAAAAGCGAAUUAUAUAAUAUAAUGUUCGACUAUGCAACGUCCACUUUCGCCUUUAGUUUAUGCGCUAGACCUUUAGUCGAGGGCAUUUUGGUUUUUCAUUUUCACCGAUGAAAAAGGCACGCCCGUCAAAAUAGGAACCACAUACUCGCUAUGUCUAAAAGAUAAAAAAAGUGAAAGGAGAAAAAGGCAGGCAGGCAGAGACACUCGCUGGACGCGCCCGAGUGGGAUCUUUUUGCGUGCGACGAUCGAACGAUUCUCUCGCGGAAAGAGGGACCCGUUCCCGGGCACGCGGGCGCGCGCGUAUAUCCUUUUGUAUAUAUUUGUACAAAAACAGAUCGGCACACAGUGAAAAGAGAGCGGUUGUCGGAAGUUGUCGCGGGGGAAAAAUAGAAAAUAAAAAAAAAAAAAGAGAGCACACACAUACACACACACAUACUGUCGCGCCUCGUUGUGUUACGGACGAAUUCCACCGAGAGUUCGAGAUACCGUUUUCUCGGCGACAGCACGCUCUCUCGAUUUAGCGACGACGAGUAACGAUAUUUCGGGGUGAUGUCUCGCGCGUUCGCGCGACACGACGAUCCUCUUAAAGCGCGUCCAGACUUGUAAUGUUAUCGUUAUAUCAUAUCAUUAUGUCAUAUUGCCGUAAAGUUAUCGAUGACAUUUAUUUGUCACGAUUCGUUGUAAUACGCAUAAUUAAAACCGAGAGGUAAAAAAAAAAAGGUAAAAAAAGUUACAUAUAUAGACACAAAUUCUGUCCUUUUACAUAUUAAACUAUAAACUAUAAAAAAAUUUCCUUACACGCGAUAUAUAUAUAACGUUACGAGUCUAAGAACGCUUUUAGCUUCCGCAAAAACUGCCGAUGUAGACGAGGGGAGUGUCUAUGCGAUACUUAUUACUUAUUACAACUUUCCGUCGAGUCCCAGUCGGAAAGACGGUUCCUCGAGAAGACGUCUUCGACUCGGCUAGGACUCGCGGUAACAGGAGUUACGCAUCUUUCUCCGCGCAGACACACUUCUGUUUUUCUCGCACGUGCGGCCGCGCGAGCCCCUUUUAACGUACUAAAUUUGUAACACGUUUAUAUACCAUAAACGAGAGAGCGUCUCUCAACACGAGAGGCUUGGUUGGUCGUCACAUAUUGUCAUCCCUUCGGGUACAAGUGUCACACGCUCUCGGUAUAUAUCCGUUGCAUCGUUUUUCCGGAUCUUUUUUCUAGAAUAAAAAUUCUGAGCAAGGAUCUUGUUGCAUUAUUGUUUCGUACUCGCUCGAUCUUCUUAGGAUCUCGUCCUCGUGACGGCACUUUUUUCUAUGAACUUUGCGAUACAAAUUGUUUACUGAUUACAGAUUGGGGUUUGCUUGAUGUAGUUUUCUCUGUCUGUCUCCGUUAUUAUUGUUGUUAUUUACUGUACUUUUAUUGUUAUUGUGUCGUCGAUCAAUCGGGAAUGAGAGGAAUUGGGAUGCACGAGAAGUAAACGUACAGCGAUAUUAUCCGCGAUAUUGUGCGGUAUUACAGGAUAGAAUAACGGAGGCUGCAAUGACAACUCGUUCGCUCACGCAUUUGUCCGAUUUCGUUGUCGACGACCAAGCCCAAACCGCAUUUCGGGUUUUCUUUUUCGCUACCCCCCCGAGAGGGACGCGCGACAGCUCUCCUCCGAUCGAGAGAGAAAGAAACGAGGAACUCUCACGUCUUUAUUGUAAUUCGUUCCGUUUGUCUCUCUUUUCGUCUCCUUUUCUUUCCUUUUUUUUUUUUUUUUUUUUUUUAAAUGACUCGUAUAGCUACGCAGAUACACGAAAAAUCGAAGAGAUAUGACGAAACAAUACGUCGAAUAGCAAUUGUAGUAGUGGAUAAUGAAAAUUUUCUAGUAUACCGUACCUCGAGGAACGUGUAACAUUGUACUGUUUAUCGUAUGUAUGCAACAAGCAAAAACAAAAUAUAUGUGUUGAUGUGACAGAA
Messenger RNA from Formica exsecta, 5608 nucleotides. RefSeq names its product interferon regulatory factor 2-binding protein-like A (gene Pits). The transcript is spliced from 5 exons. NCBI's taxonomy places the organism in Eukaryota, Metazoa, Arthropoda, Insecta, Hymenoptera, Formicidae. Gene Ontology annotation, biological process: regulation of transcription by RNA polymerase II. The record is from RefSeq and is a predicted model, not a curated record. The coding region runs from base 682 to 2304 and encodes 540 amino acids. Gene Ontology annotation, molecular function: transcription corepressor activity. Gene Ontology annotation, cellular component: nucleus.